This is a messenger RNA of Oryctolagus cuniculus (rabbit), 14837 nucleotides long. Lineage: Eukaryota; Metazoa; Chordata; Mammalia; Lagomorpha; Leporidae. The record is from RefSeq and is a predicted model, not a curated record.
AGUGCUGUUUAGGACAUCUGCCAGUUGAUGAGUCUGCUGUGUAUAAGAUAUAUUGAUAUCUUUUAUAAAUAUAUAUUUAUAUUUUAUGUUUUAGAGUUGAGAAUUAUACAUGAAGCAGUAGGAGUAGUUGAGAUCAAAGAAAAUAAGUGGACAUCGAUUCAUGACUAGAAAAUUGAAUAUAAUAGAUACAAAAAUAAUUUACCUGGAUAAAAAUAAAAACUGUAUUACCUGGACAAAAAUAAACACUGUAUAUGAAAAACUCACAGAUAAACUGAUAACCAUUGGUGGAAAAAUUAAAACCUUUCUUCUAAUAUCUGAUAUCGGACAAUGAUGUCUGUUAUCACUACUAAUAAAUGUAUUACUGAAAGCUGUUGCCAGAGCAAUUAGGUUAAAAAAAAGGAAAUGCACCUAAAGCAGAAAGGAUGAAAUAACUUAACUUUAUUUGCAGAUAUCAUGAUUCUUUAUAAAGAAAACCCUAAAAACAAAUAAACUGUUAGAAUAAAGUUAUAGGAUACAAAACCAACAUACAAAUAUCAGUGAUGUUUCUAUACAUGGAUAACAAACUAUCUGAAAAGGACACUAAGAAAACAACCCCCUUUUACAAUAGCAACAAAAUAAGAAAGUACAUAGGAAUAAAUUUAAUGAAAGAAGUGAAUGACUUAUACUGAAAAUUAUAAUUAUAAAAAAAGGAUAGACAUAAAUAGAAAUAUAUAUUGUUUUCAUAUAUUUGAAGAAUCAAUAUUUUAAGAUGUCAAUACUACCUGAGUGAUAAUGCAGAUUUAAUGCAAGCCUUACCAGAAUCCAAUGUAAUUUUCACAGAUGUAAAAGCAUCUCUAAAAUUCAUAUGGAACCACAAAAGACCCUAAUUCCAAAGAUUGCUUUGAAUAGAGAAAGUAUAUUGAGUAAGAAGAACAAGGUUGGAAGUAUCAAACUUCCUAGCUUCAAAAUAUUUUACAAAGCUAAAAGUAACCAAAACAGCAUGGUGGUAGUACGAAAACACAUAUAUGGACCAAUAGAGCAGAACAGCGAGCACAGAAAAUAAAUCCACAUUUUUGUAGUCAAAUUUUCAUCAACAAGGUAGCUAAGAAUACACAAUGGGGAAAGUCUCCUUAAUAAAUGGUGUUAAAAAACCAAAAAUCCACAUGGAAAAGAAUAAAAUCUCACACCGUAUACAAAAUUCAACUCAAAAAUGAAUUAAAGACUUAACCAUAAGACUUGAAAUCAUUAAAAUGACUAAAAGCAGAUAAAGGCAAAAAAUGCUUCUUGAUUUUGGUCUCAGUAAUUAUUUUUUGGGUACAACACCUGAAGCACAGGCAAAAACAAAUAACUGGGAAAAUACUGAACAAAAGUUUGUGCACAUCAAAGAAAAUUAAUAAUAAUAGUAGUAAUAAACCAAAGAAUUAGAUUUGCUGGUUAGCAUGCUGGCGUCCCACAUUGGAAUAGCUGAGUUUUAUUUCCAUCUCCAGGUCCUGACUCAAUCUUCCUAUCACUGUAAACUCUGGGAGAAAGCAGUAUGAUUGAAAUUAUUGUGUUCCUGCUAUUUAUGUAGGAAACCUGGACUGAAGUCCUGGCUUAUGGCUCAGGCUCUGGCCCAGCCUCAGCCAUUGUGGGCAUCUGGGGAGUGAACCAGAAGAUGGGAUCUCUGUUUACAUGUAUGUUCUUUUCUGCAUCUCAUUUCCUCUCAAAUAUACAAAACUAAUUUAAAUUACUUUUAAUAAAAAGUAACCUUCAGAAUGGGGGAAAUAUUUGUAAAAUUAAAUAAGAAUAUCUCAAAAAGUUCAAGGAUAUGGAAUUAAUGGAGUGAAACAAAUUAACCAUAAUACUUCAGUGGCUUAUUAAAUAAUGGUUUGUCACUUAUAGUCAGCUGCAUGGACAUGUCCUCUCUUAGGCAACUGUUUUUUUGAACAGUGACUCAGGGAUCUAGUUUGUUGCUACCUUGUAUGCACAAUUACAGCCCAUAGCAUCUAAGCUUGUAAAGUAGGGCAGGAGUCAUAAAAGGACUUUUUACUGCUUUAGAUGAAAGCAGCACUAGUCUCCCAUUAUCAAUCUUUUGGCUUGAACUAGUCAGAUGAAGCUGCCUACUUUCUGGAGGGCAAGAAAUUGCAAUGUUCAAUGUGUACAAGAAGGAGAACCUUGUGUUUAUGAGAGCCUACAUCAGCAGGAAGCUAGAUGAAGGGACAGAGGCAGCUAUAGAACACAGAGACUCUGAUAUGGGAUGUCCAUAGGUCAAAUGCUGAUAGGUCAAAUGCUCACUCCCCAAAAUCUCCUGUUUAAGUUCUGUGAUUGUAAAUGGUGAGAGCUAAUUUUAAGUAAUUUUACUAUAUAUUUUUCUUUAAUAAAGUUCUGUUUGACUUCAGGUGACAAAAAUGAUUUAUAGUGACUGUAAUAAACAGGAAUGUAUUAUUCUUAUAUAGCAACUGGUACAGAGUGGGCAGUACAGAGUUGAUAUAAUUCUCAAAUUGCAGUGUUGUUUCCUUCUUUCCAGCACUUUCCUUGUACACAUUGAAUAUGAGUUCCUUCUAUCAGCAUGGGGGACCUGGAUUCAGUUUCCAGCUGUCAGCUACAGCCCCUAUCACAGAGGUGUUAUAGGCACUUAGGGAGUGAACUAGCGCAUGGGAACUCUCUCCCUCUCUGUGUCUCUCUAUCAAAUAAAUAAACUACAAGUAAAAAACAUAAAAUAAACAUUAAGAUUUUAGUUCAAAUCCCAUAUUACUAACAUAAGACUGAGUAGACAGGAACAGCACCAGAACUCAAUGGCCACUGAAUGAAAAUGGUAUAGCAUUCCACUGUGGAACAUUUCCACCCUUGGAGACAGUGGAACUCAGAGGUUUGCUAUGUUAUACUGUGUUUGUUUUCUUCACUGUCGGAUCAGAGGACUGCCUAGGACAAAGUUAUCUGGAAUGAAUAUACCACCACCAAUUAUCAGCAACAAAAACUGGCUCAGACUGCAUUUUGUUACAGACAGCAAUCACCGAUAUCGUGGAUUUAGCGCUCCAUAUCAAGGUUCUUCUACAUUGACCCUCACUACCUCCACUGGUGAGUUAGAGGAGCAUAACAGGACUGCCACUGGUGCAAUUGCUGUUGCUAGCACACCUGCAGAUGUUACUGUAUCCAGUGUUACAGCUGUCACCAUCCAUAGACUUUCCGAGGAACAGCGAAUGCAAGUUACGAAUCUCAGAAAUUCAGGUCUGGACCCCAACACGUCCAAGGACGGGCUCUCUCCUCAUCAAGCAGAUACACAAAGUACAAGGAGAAGACCAAGAAAUGCUGAACAGAUAGAAAGAACUAAAGAGCUUGCAGUUGUUACUCAUAGAGUGAAAAAGGCCAUAGAUUUUAAAUCUAGAGGAUUUAAAUUGUUUCCAGGGAAAGACAACAGCAACAAGUUUUCUAUCUUAAAUGAGGGAGGUAUUAAAACAGCUUCAAAUUUAUGCCCAGAUCCAGGAGAGCCAGAAAAUGGGAAGAGAAUUGGAUCUGACUUUAGCCUUGGAUCAACUGUGCAGUUCUCUUGUGAUGAAGAUUAUGUUCUACAGGGUGCAAAGAGCAUCACCUGCCAACGGAUAGCUGAAGUUUUUGCUGCUUGGAGUGACCACAGACCUGUAUGUAAAGUGAAGACAUGUGGCUCCAAUCUUCAAGGACCAAGUGGAACCUUUACAUCACCCAACUUUCCAUUCCAGUAUGACAGCAAUGCCCAGUGCGUCUGGGUCAUCACCGCAGUGAAUACAAAUAAGGUUAUCCAGAUAAAUUUUGAAGAAUUUGAUUUGGAGAUUGGCUAUGAUACCUUGACAAUUGGUGAUGGGGGUGAAGUUGGAGACCCUAGGACAGUGCUUCAAGUGCUGACUGGAAGCUUUGUACCAGAUUUGAUAGUGAGCAUGAGUAGCCAAAUGUGGCUGCACCUUCAAACAGAUGAAAGUGUGGGAUCUGUUGGCUUCAAGGUUAACUACAAAGAAAUUGAGAAAGAAAGUUGUGGCGAUCCAGGUACACCCUUAUAUGGAAUCAGAGAAGGCGAUGGAUUUUCUAAUCGUGAUGUUUUAAGGUUUGAAUGCCAGUUUGGAUUUGAAUUAAUUGGAGAGAAAUCCAUUGUUUGUCAAGAGAAUAACCAGUGGUCUGCAAACAUACCCAUCUGUAUCUUUCCUUGUCUCUCUAACUUUACUGCACCAAUGGGAACAGUCCUUUCUCCUGAUUAUCCAGAAGGGUAUGGAAAUAAUUUAAAUUGCAUUUGGACUAUAAUCUCUGAUCCUGGGAGCCGAAUACACCUUUCUUUCAAUGACUUUGAUCUGGAGUCCCAGUUUGAUUUUCUUGCUGUUAAAGAUGGUGACUCCCCAGACUCCCCCAUCCUUGGAACUUUUACUGGAGCUGAGGUUCCUUCCCAUCUUACAAGUAAUAGUCAUGUUCUGAGAUUGGAGUUUCAAGCUGACCACUCAAUGUCGGGACGUGGCUUUAACAUCACUUAUAACACUUUUGGACAUAAUGAGUGCCCUGAUCCAGGAAUACCAAUCAAUGCACGACGUUUUGGGGACAACUUCCAAUUAGGAAGUUCAAUUUCAGUUAUUUGUGAAGAAGGAUUUAUUAAAACCCAGGGAACAGAAACAAUUACUUGUAUUCUUAUGGAUGGAAAAGUAAUGUGGAGUGGACCAAUUCCAAGAUGUGGAGCUCCAUGUGGUGGCCAUUUUUCAGCUCCAAGUGGAGUGAUUCUCUCACCAGGAUGGCCAGGAUACUACAAAGACUCUUUGAAUUGUGAGUGGGUGAUUGAAGCUGAACCUGGACACUCUAUCAAAAUUACAUUUGAAAGAUUUCAGACUGAACUGAAUUAUGAUGUUUUGGAAGUUCAUGAUGGACCAAACCUUCUUUCACCCUUGCUUGGAUCUUACAAUGGCACACAAGUGCCCCAGUUUCUGUUUAGCAGCAGUAAUUUUAUAUACCUUUUGUUUACAACAGACAACAGCCGUUCCAAUAAUGGUUUCAAGAUUCAUUAUGAAAGUGUUACAGUGAACACAUAUUCUUGCUUGGACCCAGGCAUACCUGUACAUGGCCGUCGCUACGGUCAUGACUUCUCUAUUGGAUCUACUGUUUCAUUUAGUUGUGAUCCAGGGUACAGGUUAAGCCAUGAAGAACCACUUCUGUGUGAAAAAAAUCACUGGUGGAGUCAUCCCCUUCCAACGUGUGAUGCAUUAUGUGGAGGAGACGUUAGAGGGCCUAGUGGAACAAUCUUAUCACCUGGUUACCCAGAAUUUUACCCAAAUUCUCUGAAUUGUACCUGGACUGUUGAUGUAACCCAUGGAAAAGGUGUGCAGUUCAAUUUCCACACAUUUCAUUUGGAAGACCAUCAUGACUACUUACUGAUCACAGAGAAUGGUAGUUUUACUCAACCACUAGCACGCCUGACUGGUUCUGAACUUCCUUCAACAAUCAAUGCUGGGCUCUAUGGAAAUUUCAGGGCUCAACUGCGCUUCAUUUCAGAUUUUUCAAUAUCAUAUGAAGGAUUCAACAUUACGUUCUCUGAAUACAACCUUGAACCUUGUGAAGAUCCUGGAAUUCCUCAGUAUGGUAACCGAAUUGGAUUCAGCUUUGGGGUUGGUGACACUCUGACCUUCUCCUGUUCAUUGGGUUAUCGACUAGAAGGAACAUCAGAGAUCAUCUGUCUUGGUGGUGGCCGGCGAGUGUGGAGUGCACCUCUGCCAAGGUGUGUGGCUGAAUGUGGUGCAUCUGCAACAAAUAAUGAAGGAAUUUUGCUCUCUCCAAAUUAUCCUCUCAACUAUGAAAACAACCACGAAUGCAUUUAUAGUAUUCAGGUUCAAGCAGGAAAAGGAAUCAAUAUUUCAGCCAGAACGUUUCAUUUAGCACAAGGAGAUGUUCUUAAGAUUUAUGAUGGAAAAGAUAAAACGACUCAUCUACUGGGUGCUUUUACUGGUGCAUCUAUGCGAGGACUGACACUUAGUAGUACUUCAAAUCAGCUCUGGCUAGAAUUUAAUUCUGAUUCUGAAGGGACGGAUGAAGGCUUUCAACUUGUCUAUACCAGUUUUGAACUUUCACAUUGUGAAGAUCCUGGCAUUCCACAAUUUGGAUACAAAAUCAGUGACCAAGGGCAUUUUGCUGGUAGCACUAUCAUUUAUGGAUGCAAUCCAGGUUACACUCUCCAUGGAAGUAGCCUUCUCAAGUGCAUGACUGGGGAGAGAAGGGCAUGGGACUACCCUCUGCCUUCCUGUAUUGCUGAAUGUGGAGGUCGUUUUAAAGGAGAAUCAUCAGGAAGAAUCUUAUCUCCUGGUUAUCCUUUUCCAUAUGACAAUAAUCUACGUUGCAUGUGGAUGAUUGAGGUAGAUCCAGGAAACAUCGUCAGCCUGCAGUUUCUUGCUUUCGAUACGGAAGCAUCACAUGAUAUACUCCGAGUUUGGGAUGGUCCACCAGAAAACGAGAUGUUAUUAAAAGAAAUUAGUGGAUCUCUUAUUCCUGAAGGAAUCCACAGCACCCUCAACAUAGUAACCAUACAGUUUGACACAGAUUUUUAUAUCAGCAAAUCUGGAUUUGCAAUUCAGUUUUCAAGUUCUGUUGCCACUGCGUGUCGUGACCCAGGGAUUCCCAUGAAUGGGACUCGAAAUGGAGAUGGCAGAGAACCUGGGGACACUGUUGUUUUUCAGUGUGACCCAGGAUAUGAACUUCAGGGACAGGAAAGAAUAACCUGCAUUCAGGUAGAAAAUCGAUACUUCUGGCAGCCCAGCCCACCAGUCUGUAUAGCACCCUGUGGAGGCAAUUUAACAGGAUCUUCAGGCUUUAUUCUUUCGCCAAAUUUCCCUCAUCCAUAUCCACAUAGCAGGGACUGUGACUGGACCAUCACCGUCAAUGCAGACUAUGUGAUCUCCUUGGCAUUCAUCAGUUUUAGUAUAGAACCAAAUUAUGACUUCCUGUAUAUAUAUGAUGGACCAGAUAGUAAUAGUCCACUGAUUGGAAGCUUUCAAGACAGCAAGUUACCAGAGAGAAUAGAAAGCAGUUCAAAUACCAUGCAUUUGGCUUUUCGGAGUGAUGGAUCUGUUAGUUACACUGGAUUUCAUUUGGAAUACAAAGCAAAACUCCGAGAGUCCUGCUUUGAUCCAGGCAAUAUAAUGAAUGGCACCAGACUGGGAAUGGACUAUAAAUUAGGGUCAACGGUCACCUAUUACUGUGAUGCUGGUUAUGUUCUCCAAGGUUAUUCAACACUCACCUGUAUCAUGGGAGAUGAUGGAAGGCCUGGAUGGAAUAGAGCCCUGCCAAGUUGUCAUGCACCCUGUGGAAGUCGUUCAACAGGUUCUGAAGGCACAGUGCUUUCACCAAACUAUCCAAAAAAUUACAGUGUGGGACAUAAUUGUGUUUAUUCUAUAGCGGUUCCCAAGGAGUUUGUGGUGUUUGGCCAGUUUGUAUUUUUCCAGACAUCACUCCACGAUGUUGUUGAGGUGUAUGAUGGGCCAACUCAGCAAUCUUCUCUGUUAUCUUCCCUCUCAGGAUCCCAUUCAGGAGAAUCACUUCCACUGAGUUCAGGUAAUCAGAUCACAAUUCGAUUUACAUCAGUUGGACCAAUAACAGCUAAGGGAUUUCACUUUGUUUAUCAAGCUGUUCCUAGGACAAGUUCCACACAGUGCAGUUCUGUACCUGAACCAAGAUUUGGAAGAAGAAUUGGCAAUGAAUUUGCAGUUGGUUCAUUGAUUCUUUUUGAAUGUAAUCCAGGAUAUAUUCUCCAUGGAUCCACAGCAAUUAGGUGUGAUACAGUGCCCAAUUCUUUGGCCCAGUGGAAUGAUUCCUUACCAACCUGUAUUGUGCCCUGUGGUGGAAUUUUAACUAAACGCAAAGGGACUAUUUUGUCUCCUGGAUAUCCUGAACCUUAUGACAACAAUCUGAAUUGUGUAUGGAAGAUCACAGUGCCAGAAGGAGCUGGUAUUCAAGUGCAAGUUAUAAGCUUUGCUACAGAACAUAAUUGGGAUUCUCUGGACUUUUAUGAUGGAGGAGACAAUAAUGCUCCAAGACUUGGAAGUUAUUCAGGAACAACCAUACCUCAUCUUUUGAAUAGUACAUCCAAUAAUUUAUAUCUGAAUUUUCAAUCUGACAUCAGUGUUUCUGCUGCAGGAUUUCAUCUUGAAUACACAGCAAUUGGUUUGGAUUCUUGUCCUGAACCACAAACUCCUAGCAGUGGAAUUAAAAUUGGAGACAGAUACAUGGUUGGUGAUGUGGUAUCCUUCCAAUGUGAUCAAGGCUAUUCCCUUCAGGGCCAUUCUCACAUUACAUGUAUGCCUGGACCAGUAAGACGAUGGAAUUAUCCAAUCCCAAUUUGUUUGGCUCAGUGUGGUGGUGCUAUGUCAGAUUUCAGUGGUGUGAUCCUUAGUCCUGGUUUUCCUGGAAACUAUCCUAGCAGUUUAGAUUGCACGUGGACAAUAAAGCUGCCUAUAGGUUUUGGUGUACAUCUUCAGUUUGUAAACUUUUCUACAGAAACAAUACAUGACUACUUGGAAGUAAGAAGUGGUUCUUCGGAAACUAGUACUGUUAUUGGCCGGCUUAGUGGUCCUCAAAUACCAUCUUCAUUGUUUAGCACAACCCAUGAAACCAGUUUGUAUUUUCACAGUGACUAUUCACAAAACAAGCAAGGAUUUCACAUUGUAUACCAAGCCUAUCAGUUGCAAAGUUGUCCUGAUCCACGCCCAUUUCGAAAUGGUUUUGUAAUUGGCAAUGAUUUUACUGUGGGUCAAACCAUUUCAUUUGAAUGUUUCCCAGGAUACACAUUAAUUGGAAAUUCAGCUCUCACAUGCCUUCAUGGAGUCAGUCGUAAUUGGAAUCAUCCACUUCCAAGGUGUGAAGCUCUCUGUGGUGGGAAUAUAACUGCAAUGAAUGGCACCAUUUAUUCUCCUGGUUAUCCUGAUGAAUAUCCAAACUUUCAAGAUUGUUUUUGGCUUGUAAGAGUGCCUCCUGGGAAUGGAAUCUACAUCAAUUUUACUGUCCUUCAAACUGAACCAAUCUAUGAUUUUAUUACUGUAUGGGAUGGACCAGACCAAAACUCACCUCAGAUCGGUCAAUUCAGUGGUAAUACUGCACUGGAAUCUGUCUACAGCACUUCAAAUCAGAUUCUAAUCAAAUUCCACAGUGAUUUCACCACAAGUGGCUUUUUUGUGCUCAGUUAUCAUGCCUAUCAACUAAGAGUAUGCCAGCCUCCACCACCAGUGCCCAAUGCUGAAAUUCUGACAGAAGAUGAUGAAUUUGAAAUAGGUGAUAUUAUUAGAUAUCAGUGUCUUCCAGGGUUUACAUUGGUUGGUAAUGCAAUUCUGACAUGCAGGUUAGGAGAGCGACUCCAGAUGGAUGGAGCACCUCCAGUUUGUCAAGUGCUCUGCCCUGCCAAUGAAUUACGACUGGAUUCUACAGGAGUCAUAUUAAGCCCUGGAUAUCCUGAUAGUUACCCAAAUCUUCAAAUGUGUGCAUGGAGUAUUUCAGUUGAAAAGGGUUAUAAUAUCAGCAUGUUUGUAGAAUUCUUCCAGACAGAAAAGGAAUUUGAUGUUCUUCAGGUGUAUGAUGGACCAAAUAUUCAAAGUCCAGUGCUUGUUUCCCUCAGUGGAGAUUAUUCGUCUGCCUUUAAUAUAACAAGCAAUGGUCAUGAAGUGUUUCUUCAAUGGUCAGCAGAUCACGGCAAUAACAAAAAAGGAUUCCGGAUAAGAUAUAUAGCUUUCUACUGUAGUACACCAGAAUCCCCGCCCCAUGGAUACAUCAUCAGUCAGACAGGUGGGCAGCUGAAUAGUGUGGUCCGUUGGGCCUGCGAUCGAGGAUUCCGACUUGUUGGGAAAAGCAGUGCUGUGUGCAGGAAGUCUUCCUAUGGGUACCAUGCAUGGGAUGCGCCCGUCCCUGCCUGUCAAGCAAUUUCUUGUGGAAUUCCUAAAGCUCCAACAAAUGGAGGGAUACUUACCACAGACUACUUGGUGGGGACUAGAGUUACCUAUUUUUGUAAUGAUGGGUAUAGAUUGUCAUCCAAGGAACUUACUACUGCUGUAUGCCAAUCAGAUGGAACAUGGAGUAAUCAUAACAAGACCCCUCGCUGUGUUGUUGUUACUUGUCCAAGCAUCAAUUCCUUUACCUUGGAACAUGGAAGAUGGAGAAUUGUGAAUGGCUCUCAUUAUGAAUACAAAACCAAGGUAGUUUUCAGCUGUGACCCUGGUUAUCAUGGAUUAGGUCCUGCUUCUAUCGAAUGUCUUCCUAAUGGUACCUGGAGUUGGAGAAAUGAAAGACCAUAUUGCCAAAUUAUUUCUUGUGGAGAGCUACCUACACCUCCAAAUGGAAAUAAGAUUGGAACUCAGACAUCAUAUGGCUCUACAGCUAUCUUUACCUGUGAUUCAGGAUUCAUGCUUGUGGGCUCAGCUGUGCGGGAAUGCCUUUCCUCUGGUCUUUGGAGUGGAUCUGAAACCAGAUGCCUAGCGGGUCAUUGUGGAAUUCCAGAACUCAUUGUGAAUGGUCAAGUCAUUGGAGAAAAUUAUGGAUACAGAGACACAGUCGUAUAUCAGUGUAAUCCUGGUUUUCGAUUGAUUGGUUCUUCAGUGAGAAUAUGUCAGCAGGAUCACAACUGGUCUGGUCAACUCCCAUCCUGUGUGCCUGUUAGCUGUGGUCACCCUGGUAGUCCAAUUUAUGGAAGAACAAGUGGAAAUGGAUUCAACUUUAAUGAUGUAGUAACAUUUUCUUGCAAUAUUGGGUAUCUUAUGCAAGGACCAACAAAGGCACAAUGCCAGGCCAACAGACAGUGGAGCCAUCCUCCUCCUGUGUGCAAAGUGGUCAACUGUUCUGAUCCUGGAAUUCCAGCCAAUUCCAAAAGAGAAAGUAAAAUAGAACAUGGGAAUUUCACCUAUGGCACUGUGGUAUUCUAUGAUUGCAAUCCAGGUUAUUUCUUAUUUGGAUCUUCAGUUUUGAUAUGCCAACCAAACGGACAGUGGGACAAACCUUUACCAGAAUGUAUCAUGAUUGACUGUGGACACCCUGGCGUUCCUCCUAAUGCAGUCCUGUCCGGCGAGAAGUAUACUUUUGGGUCUACUGUUCACUAUUCCUGCACAGGAAAGCGUUCCCUUCUAGGCCAGUCAUCAAGGACUUGCCAAUUAAAUGGCCAUUGGAGUGGAUCACAACCUCAUUGUUCAGGUGAUGCCACUGGUACAUGUGGGGAUCCAGGCACUCCUGGUCAUGGCUCUAGACAAGAGAGUGAUUUCAGAACUAAAAGUACUGUACAUUUUGCUUGUGAUACUGGUUACAUCCUUCAUGGCUCAGAACAAAGAACAUGUCUAGCCAAUGGCAGUUGGACUGGAAGGCAACCAGAAUGCAAAGCCGUACAGUGCGGUAACCCAGGAACAACAGCCAAUGGGAAAGUCUUUCGUAUUGACGGCACAACGUUUUCUAGUUCAGUCAUUUAUUCGUGCAUGGAGGGAUACAUCCUUUCUGGACCUUCAGUUAGACAGUGUACAGCCAACGGGACAUGGUCUGGAAGUUUGCCAAACUGUACAAUAAUCAGUUGUGGAGACCCAGGUAUACCUGCCAAUGGACUGAGAUAUGGAGAUGAUUAUGUGGUUGGACAAAAUGUUUCUUACAUGUGCCAGCCAGGCUAUACAAUGGAAUUAAAUGGCUCCAGAAUCAGAACUUGUACUACUAAUGGCACCUGGAGUGGAGUGAUGCCAACUUGUAGAGCUGUUACCUGCCCAACUCCUCCACAGAUCUCUAAUGGAAGGCUCGAAGGAACAAAUUUUGACUGGGGCUUUAGUAUUAGCUACAUCUGUUCUCCAGGCUAUGAACUGUCCUUUCCUGCUGUUUUGACCUGUGUAGGGAAUGGUACCUGGAGCGGUGAAGUACCACAAUGCUUACCCAAGUUUUGUGGUGACCCAGGUAUACCCGCCCAAGGAAAACGAGAAGGCAAAAGCUUUAUAUACCAGUCAGAGGUUUCAUUCAACUGCAAUUCUCCCUUUAUAUUAGUGGGAUCAAGCACCAGAAUAUGCCAAGCAGAUGGCACUUGGAGUGGCUCAUCACCUCACUGCAUUGAACCUACCCGCACCUCCUGUGAAAAUCCUGGUGUGCCUCGGCAUGGAUCACAGAACAAUACAUUCGGAUUUCAAGUGGGAAGUGUUGUGCAGUUCCACUGCAAAAAAGGACACCUUCUCCAAGGUUCUACUACUCGCACUUGCCUCCCUGACCUUACAUGGAGUGGAAUUCAGCCUGAAUGCCUGCCCCACAGCUGUAAACAACCAGAAACUCCUGCUCAUGCAAAUGUAGUAGGAAUGGACCUUCCGUCCCAUGGGUAUACACUAAUCUAUACUUGCCAGCCAGGCUUCUUCUUAGCAGGUGGAACAGAACAUAGAGUAUGCAGAUCUGAUAACACCUGGACUGGAAAAGUCCCUAUUUGUGAAGCUGGUUCUAAAAUAUUGGUGAAAGAUCCUAGACCUGCACUAGGAACACCCAGUCCAAAGUUAAGUGUUCCUGAUGAUGUGUUUGCCCAAAAUUACAUAUGGAAAGGCUCCUAUAAUUUCAAAGGAAGGAAACAACCCAUGACUUUGACAGUUACUAGUUUCAAUGCUUCCACUGGAAGAGUUAAUGCAACAUUAAGUAAUAGCAACAUGGAACUGCUACUUUCAGGGGUAUAUAAAAGUCAAGAAGCUCGCCUAAUGUUGCACAUAUAUCUUAUUAAAGUACCAGCUCAUGCUUCUGUGAAGAAAAUGAAGGAGGAAAAUUGGGCCAUGGAUGGCUUUGUUUCGGCUGAGCCUGAUGGAGCUACUUAUGUAUUUCAAGGCUUUAUUCAAGGGAAAGAUUAUGGGCAAUUUGGACUACAAAGGCUGGGACUCAAUGUGUCAGAAGGCUCAAAUUCUUCAAAUCAACCUCAUGGUACAAACAGUAGUUCUGUGGCCAUUGCUAUCCUUGUGCCUUUUUUUGCACUUAUAUUUGCAGGAUUUGGAUUUUAUCUUUAUAAACAAAGGACUGCACCCAAAACACAGUACACAGGAUGUUCAGUUCAUGAAAAUAACAAUGGCCAAGCAGCUUUUGAAAACCCCAUGUAUGACACCAAUGCGAAAUCGGUGGAAGGGAAGGCCGUGCGAUUUGAUCCCAACUUGAACACAGUUUGCACAAUGGUAUAACAUGGCAAAUCUUUGCCUCCUUCAGAAGCUUGGGAAUUGACACACAAAACAGUGCACAUUUAGUUCACUGCUAAACAAAUUAAAGCACACUUUUCAGGACUUGCUGGGUCACCUUUUCCUGAGGAAUGAUAGAGAAGAGUGUUUUUUCAUAAACUGGACCAUAAUCCUUCUUCAUGUUUACCAUGGAGAGUUUUGCAGAAAUUCGGCUGCACUCUGAGAGUGCUUACUCACAGUUUAUUUGCUUUUUUUAAAAAGGAGAUUAUUCUAAAACAUAAACUUAUUUGCAUAUAUUGGAGGAGCAUCCACUAUCAGUAUUUCUGUGCUUUAUAAACUAUAUUAGAGGAACUGGGUUUAAAAAAAAAGAUAUAGGGUAGAAAAUAAGAGCUAUACUUACAAAAGUCAAUAGAUCACUGACUUUAACUGUCAUGAGCUAUAUCAUGCACAUAAGUCUGCAUUUCAUUUCACACUACUGCCUAUCCACUCGUUAAUGGAAGCAUUCUUUCUCUAUUUUCAUUUUUAUUUAAGAUUGAGUCAUGCCUUUAAAUGUUUAUGAGUAAUUUAUGCCACAGAAAAGAUAAGACCGCCCACUCUAUUUUUGUCCUUGUGUAUCAGAUUUCUAUUCUUCUUUUAGAUGGGUUGCCAUAGACUAAAAAUGCCAAGGUCAUUGUGUUACCCUCUCAGUUUCUCCACUUCGGAGUAACCAGUUUUAUUCAGUGAGCCACAGGGUAGUGUUAAUUCCUUGCUUUGAUGUUUUGUCAUCCACAAACCAUUUUGGCUGGCAAAAAUUAUCUGUAAGGAUGACUUUGCAGUCACAUGAAACACCACACUUAUUACCAUCCUUUUAAUGUUUUUGAAAGAAUCAAAUAAGACCUAUUGGUAAUCUAUUGUAUUCAGUUUAUGAUAUAUCUACAUUUCCUUCCAGGUGAGCCUCCAUAUUUAACACUGCUUUUGACGUUGUUUAACUUCACAUAUCAAUGAGUUAGAAAUAUAUUUUGAUCCAGUUCCCUAACAUGAAUGAAAAAAAAAAAAUCUUUCAAACCACCCACAUAAAUUUGUUUCUAAACGUUGUGAAUUUAUCUUGUUUUCAUAUCUAUAUUUACAUUUUUAAAAGGCAAGUUUCAGAUACAGCGGUUUCUUUCAUUGUCAGAUUAAGAUACUCUUGUAGAUUACUGGUGGCUCAUUUACAACUGUAUCAUACAGCAUUGCCAGCAAUUUUAUUUACUAGGUCACUGUCUUCCUUUAAGAGCAUGUUUUAUUUCAUUGAAUAAAAGUCUGUACCCAGUGUGAACUCUGUUGUUGUCCCUUUCAAAUGUGGAUAACUCUGUGAACAGUCUCUACUUUUCGUGUCAUGAGACAGAGUGCCUAAGAGAAACCAUUGCACCCAGGAGCACUGCUUGGAUCUAUCUCUCUACAACACUUAGCGAAUUUCUUGUAAACCACUUUGAGAUACAUUGUUUUGGAAAUUCAUACAAUUUUCUCAACAUUGUACUCUACAGACAGGAUGCGGUUUUAAAUUUUAUGCCAUCAGUUAUUUAUUCUUGUUUAUUCAAAUGACUGCAAUAAAAAUGAUUCAUUCACUAAUGAUAAGAUUAAUACAUUUAAGAUCUUGUUUAAACAAUGUUUCUUCUGCAACUGGCUACUCCUCUUAUAUUAAUGCAUACACUUUUGUAAAGAAGUAUAUUUUUAUGAAAAAACUUUGUAAAAGUAUGAUGUAAAUUUUCAGUGCAAUGUAAACAAUAA